GAGGGGAGCUAUCAGGGGGCGCGGGCCGCGGGGCGUCAGGAGCGCACGCUGGGGGAGCCGAGCUGCACUGGAGCUCCGGCGGCGGGGCGCACGAGGCGGAGCCGGAGCGGGCACAGGAGCCGGAGCCGGAGCGGGCGCCGGAGCGGGAGCCGGCCGGCCCUCCCGGGGGGACGCGCGGACACCUGGGCCCCCGCGGGCCGCGCCAUGGAGCCCGAGUGAGGCGGCCGGGCCGGGCCGGGGCCGGGGCCGGACCAUGGAGACUCUGCUGGCGCUGCUGGCCAUCUGCAGCCACUUGGCUCCGGCGGGAGCCUCCCCGCUCCUGCUCUUCGCCAACCGCCGGGAUGUGAGGCUGGUGGAUGCUGGAGGAGCGAAGUUGGAAUCAAGCAUUGUGGUGAGCGGCCUAGAGGAUGCAGCUGCUGUGGAUUUCCAGUACUCCCAGGGCGUCAUUUACUGGACAGAUGUGAGCGAAGAAGCCAUCAAGCAAACGUACUUUAACCAGUCGGGGAGCGCGGUGCAGAAUGUCAUCAUCUCCGGCCUGGUGUCCCCUGAUGGCUUGGCAUGUGACUGGAUUGGGAAGAAGCUCUACUGGACGGACUCAGAGACCAAUCGAAUUGAGGUGGCCAAUCUUAAUGGAACCUCAAGAAAAGUCCUUUUCUGGCAAGAUCUGGACCAGCCGAGGGCCAUUGCCCUGGACCCUGCUCAUGGGUAUAUGUAUUGGACAGACUGGGGUGAAACCCCUCGGAUCGAACGUGCGGGGAUGGACAGCAGCACAAGGAAGAUCAUCGUCGAUUCUGACAUUUACUGGCCCAAUGGCCUCACGAUUGACCUUGAGGAGCAGAAGCUUUACUGGGCAGAUGCCAAGCUGAGUUUCAUCCACCGAGCCAAUUUGGAUGGCUCCUUCAGGCAAAAAGUGGUGGAAGGCAGCUUGACCCACCCCUUUGCCCUGACCCUCUCGGGGGACACCCUCUACUGGACCGACUGGCAGACUCGCUCCAUCCAUGCCUGCAAUAAGCGAACUGGAGAAAAGAGGCGAGAAAUCCUUGGCGCCCUUUACUCUCCCAUGGACAUCCAAGUGUUGAGCCAAGACAGGCAGCCCUAUUUCCACACGCCUUGUGAAGAGGACAAUGGCGGCUGCUCCCACCUGUGCCUGCUUUCUCCUCGAGAACCUUUCUAUGCCUGCGCCUGCCCCACAGGGGUGCAGCUAGAGGACAACAGCAAGACCUGUAAGGCAGGUGCUGAGGAGGUUCUGCUGCUCGCCCGGCGGACAGAUCUGCGCAGGAUCUCCCUGGACAUGCCGGACUUCACAGACAUCAUUCUGCAGAUUGACGACAUCAGGCACGCCAUCGCCAUUGACUAUGACCCCGUGGAGCGCUACGUCUACUGGACCGAUGAUGAAGUGAGGGCCAUCCGCCGGGCCUACCUGGAUGGUUCUGGGGCCCAGACCUUAGUGAACACAGAAAUCAACGACCCUGAUGGCAUUGCUGUGGACUGGGUGGCCAGAAAUCUCUACUGGACUGAUACAGGCACAGAUCGCAUUGAGGUGACUCGGCUCAAUGGGACCUCGAGGAAGAUUCUUAUCUCAGAGAAUCUGGACGAGCCUCGGGCCAUUGUUCUGAACCCAGUGAUGGGCUACAUGUAUUGGACAGAUUGGGGUGAAAGCCCCAAAAUUGAAUGUGCCCAUCUGGAUGGACAGUCCAGAAGAGUCUUGGUAAACACGUCGCUCGGGUGGCCCAAUGGCUUGGCACUAGACCUCCAGGAGGGAAAGCUUUAUUGGGGAGAUGCCAAGACAGAUAAAAUUGAGGUGAUCAACAUUGAUGGCACAAAGAGAAGGACCCUCCUAGAAGACAAGCUCCCCCAUAUAUUUGGCUUCACCCUGUUGGGGGACUACAUCUAUUGGACAGACUGGCAGAGGCGUAGCAUUGAGCGAGUCCACAAGGUCAAAGCAAAUCGUGACAUCAUCAUCGACCAGCUGCCGGACUUGAUGGGCCUAAAAGCUGUGAAUGUGGCCCAGGUCAUCGGCACCAACCCCUGUGCGGAGAAGAAUGGGGGCUGCAGCCACCUCUGCUUCUUCACUCCCCACGCCACCAAGUGCGGCUGCCCCAUCGGGCUGGAGCUGCUCAAUGACUUGCAGACCUGCAUCAUCCCUGAGGCCUUUCUGGUCUUCACCAGCCGAGCCGCCAUCCACAGGAUCUCCCUGGAGACCAACAACAAUGAUGUGGCAAUCCCCCUGACCGGCGUCAAGGAGGCCUCUGCCCUGGACUUUGACGUCUCCAACAAUCACAUCUACUGGACGGACGUCAGUCUGAAGACCAUCAGCCGGGCCUAUAUGAAUGGUAGUUCUGUGGAGCAUGUGAUCGAGUUUGGCCUGGAUUACCCCGAGGGAAUGGCCGUGGACUGGAUGGGGAGGAACCUCUACUGGGCAGACACAGGCACAAAUCGCAUCGAGGUGGCUCGCCUGGAUGGGCAGUACAGACAAGUUCUCGUGUGGAAGGAUCUCGACAACCCCAGGUCUUUAGCCCUGGAUCCUACCAAAGGGUAUCUCUAUUGGACAGAGUGGGGUGGCAAGCCUAGGAUUGUCCGGGCCUAUAUGGACGGAACCAACAGCAUCACUCUGGUGGACAAAGUGGGCCGGGCCAAUGACCUGACCAUUGACUAUGCAGACCAGAGGCUCUACUGGACUGACCUGGACACCAACAUGAUCGAGUCUUCAAACAUGCUGGGUCAGGAGAGGAUCAUCAUUGCAGAUGACCUCCCACACCCCUUUGGCUUGACACAGUAUAGCGACUACAUCUACUGGACCGACUGGAACCUCCACAGCAUCGAGAGAGCGGACAAGGUCAAUGGCAAGAACCGGACCCUGAUUCAGGGCCAUCUGGACUUUGUAAUGGACAUCCUGGUCUUCCACUCUUCCCGCCAGGAUGGUCUGAAUGACUGUGUGCAGAACAACGGACACUGUGGCCAGCUGUGCCUGGCCAUCCCCAACGGCUACAGAUGUGGAUGCGCAACCCAUUAUACGCUGGAUCCAAACCACAGGAACUGCAGCUCGCCCACAACCUUCUUGCUGUUUAGUCAGAAGUGUGCCAUCAGCCGGAUGAUACCAGAUGACCAGCAAAGCCCAGACGUAGUCCUCCCGCUACACGGCUUGCGGAAUGUCAAAGCCAUUGAUUACGACCCACUGGACAAGUUCAUUUACUGGGUAGAUGGGCGUCAGAACAUUAAGAGGGCCAAAGAUGACGGCACCCAGCCUUUCGUCGUGACUUCUGCAAACCAAGGCCAGGGUUCAGAAAAGCAGCCACAUGACCUGAGCAUCGAUAUUUACAGCCAUACCCUGUACUGGACCUGUGAGGCCACCAACACCAUCAAUGUGCACCGGCUGAGUGGGGAGGCCAUUGGUGUGGUGCUGCGUGGGGACCACGACAAGCCCAGAGCCAUCGCGGUGAACGCCGAGCGUGGGUACCUGUACUUUACCAACAUGCAGGACCGUGCUGCCAAGAUUGAGCGGGCAGCCCUAGAUGGCACUGAGCGGGAGGCGCUGUUCACCACGGGCCUCAUCCGGCCCCUGGCCCUGGUCGUGGACAACAAGCUGGGCAAGCUCUUUUGGGUAGACACCGACCUCAAACGCAUCGAGAGCUGUGAUUUGUCAGGAGCAAACCGAGUCACCCUGGAAGACUCCAACAUCGUGCAGCCAGUGGGCCUGACCGUGUUGGGUAACCACCUAUACUGGAUCGACCGUCAGCAGCAGAUGAUUGAGAGGGUGGAGAAGACCACUGGCUACAAGAGGACCCGCAUCCAGGGGCGCAUCUCGCACCUCAGUGGCAUCCAUGCCGUGGAAGAGGUCAACAUGGAGGAGUUUGCUGCUCAUCCAUGCUCCCGAGACAACGGGGGCUGCUCCCACAUCUGUAUCGCCAAAGGCGACGGGACACCGCGGUGCUCCUGCCCCGUCCACCUUGUCCUCUUGCAAAACCUCUUGACAUGUGGAGAGCCCCCGACGUGUUCCCCAGACCAGUUCACGUGUGCCACAGGGGAGAUCGACUGCAUCCCAAUGGCCUGGAGAUGCGACGGGUUCCCGGAGUGCGACGACCACAGUGAUGAGGCCAACUGCCCGGUGUGCUCCGCUGCCCAGUUCCAGUGCGAGAAGGGGCAGUGCAUCGACCUCCAGUGGCGCUGCAAUGGAGAGAUCGACUGCCAGGACAAGUCUGACGAAGCCGACUGUGAUGCCAUCUGCCUGCCCAACCAGUUCCGUUGUGCCAGUGGCCAGUGUAUCCUCAUCAAACAGCAAUGUGACUCCUUCCCAGACUGCAUGGACGGCUCUGAUGAGCUCUUGUGUGAGAUCACAAAGCCCCCUUCUGAUGACCCACCCUCUCACAGCAACGCCAUCGGCCCUGUCAUCGGGAUCAUCCUCUCCCUCUUUGUGAUGGGAGGGAUGUAUUUUGUUUGCCAGCGAGUGGUCUGCCAGCGAUACGCAGGGGCCAGUGGGCCCUUUCCACAUGAGUAUGUCAGCGGCACUCCUCACGUCCCCCUCAAUUUCAUAGCCCCCGGCAGUUCUCAGCACGGCACCUUUACAGGCAUCUCCUGUGGCAAAUCCAUGAUCAGCUCUAUGAGCCUCAUGGGGGGCAGCAGUGGCCUGCCCCUCUACGAUCGGAAUCACGUCACUGGGGCCUCGUCCAGCAGUUCAUCCAGCACUAAAGCCACUUUAUACCCACAGAUCCUGAACCCACCUCCUUCUCCCGCUACUGACCGCUCCUUGUACAACACGGAGAUGUUCUACUCUUCAAACAUUCCUUCGACCGCGAGAUCAUACAGACCGUACAUCAUCCGAGGGAUCGCGCCCCCCACAACCCCAUGCAGCACAGACGUAUGUGACAGUGACUGCACCACCAGCCGCUGGAAGGCCAGCAAAUACUAUAUGGAUCUGAACUCAGAUUCGGACCCCUACCCGCCCCCUCCCACACCCCACAGCCAGUACCUGUCAGCAGAAGAGAGCUGCCCACCAUCACCAGCCACCGAGCGGAGUUACUUCCAUCUCUUCCCGCCCCCGCCCUCACCCUGUACGGACUCCUCCUGACCUCGGCCCCAUCACCUGGGCCUGCUUCUCCCCCUCCCCCUGUAAAUAUUUUUAAAUAUGAACAAAGAAAAAAUAUAUUUUAUGAUUUUAAAAAAUAAAUAAAUAUGUUUGGGAUUUUAAAACACAAAAAAUGUGAAUAAUACCAGGGUGGGCAGGGCUGUGAAAACUUUGUACAGUGGAAAAAUAUUUAUAAAUUUAAUUUUUUAACUGAA
Molecule: messenger RNA, 5277 nt
Organism: Dromiciops gliroides (monito del monte)
Lineage: Eukaryota; Metazoa; Chordata; Mammalia; Microbiotheria; Microbiotheriidae
Gene: LRP5
Product: LDL receptor related protein 5
Exons: 23
Coding region: 254-5065 (1603 amino acids)
Biological process (GO): canonical Wnt signaling pathway
Molecular function (GO): Wnt-protein binding; Wnt receptor activity
Source: RefSeq, a predicted model, not a curated record